AUGAAUCGCUCUUUUAUCAAGGUUUUGGCUUUAUUUACUUAUCUAAUGGAGCCGAUCAACUUAAGAGUUGUGGAAGCUAAGGAGCAUGACCCCAGGUCCUCGUCAAACCUGUCUCCAUCAGACUUUCUCGACUCGCUCAUGGGCCGUACAUCGGGCUACGACGCACGAAUCAGACCAAAUUUUAAAGGUCCUCCUGUAAACGUUACAUGCAAUAUUUUUAUCAACAGUUUCGGCUCGGUCACUGAGACCACCAUGGAGUGCUUUGGCAUUCUCUGGCUAAUUCCUCUUGUCUUGUCCAUUGUGUCACAAACUGCAGGUCCACCAGUUAAUGUCACCUGCAACAUAUUUAUCAACAGCUUUGGUUCUAUAGCAGAAACUACUAUGGAUUACCGAGUGAACAUCUUUUUGCGUCAGAAGUGGAAUGACCCCCGGCUGGCGUACAGCAAAUACCCCGACUCCUCUCUGGACUUAGACCCCUCCAUGUUGGACUCCAUAUGGAAGCCCGAUCUCUUCUUCGCCAAUGAGAAAGGCGCCAAUUUCCAUGACGUCACCACGGACAACAAGCUGCUCCGGAUCUUCAAGGAUGGAACGGUCCUCUACAGCAUCAGGCUGACACUGAUCCUGUCCUGUCCCAUGGAUCUCAAGAACUUUCCUAUGGAUGUUCAAACAUGCACAAUGCAGCUAGAAAGUUUUGGCUACACCAUGAAUGAUCUGGUGUUUGAGUGGCUCGAGAAUGGGGCUGUCCAAGUGUCCGAAGGCCUCACUUUGCCUCAAUUCAUCAUGAGAGAGGAGAAGGAGCUUGGAUACUGCACUAAGCAUUAUAACACCGGCAAAUUCACAUGUAUAGAAGUGAAAUUCCACUUGGAGAGACAGAUGGGCUACUACCUGAUCCAGAUGUACAUCCCGUCCCUUCUGAUCGUCAUCCUCUCCUGGGUGUCUUUUUGGAUAAACAUGGACGCCGCCCCGGCCAGAGUAGCACUGGGCAUCACCACUGUGUUGACAAUGACCACACAAAGCUCUGGCUCUAGGGCUUCUCUUCCAAAGGUCUCUUAUGUAAAAGCCAUUGACAUCUGGAUGGCUGUCUGUCUGCUCUUCGUUUUUGCGGCGCUGCUUGAAUACGCUGGGGUUAAUUUUGUCUCCAGGCAACAGAAAGAGUUUCUUCGCUUGAGGAGAAGACAACGGAGGAAUCAAAAGGAUGAGGACAUGCAUGAAGGCCGCUUUAACCUGGCCAGCUACAACAUGAGCCUGCCAACCAAAGAUGGCUCAGCUGUGAAGAACGCAGCUCCAGCUUCUAACCCCCCUCUGCCGCCCGCUCCCAAAGACACAGACGCCAUGAAGAAGAAAUUUGUGGACCGCGCAAAAAGGAUAGACACCAUCUCCAGGGCAGCAUUUCCACUGGCCUUCCUCAUCUUCAACGUCUUCUACUGGGUCACCUACAAAAUCAUCAGACACGAGGACAUACAUCAGAAAUAG
Messenger RNA from Boleophthalmus pectinirostris (great blue-spotted mudskipper), 1473 nucleotides. It is a transcript of the gene glra2, whose product is annotated as glycine receptor, alpha 2. The record is from RefSeq and is a predicted model, not a curated record. NCBI's taxonomy places the organism in Eukaryota, Metazoa, Chordata, Actinopteri, Gobiiformes, Gobiidae. Gene Ontology annotation, biological process: nervous system process; regulation of membrane potential; chemical synaptic transmission. Gene Ontology annotation, molecular function: transmembrane signaling receptor activity; chloride channel activity; extracellular ligand-gated monoatomic ion channel activity. Gene Ontology annotation, cellular component: neuron projection; synapse; membrane.